This is a messenger RNA of Clupea harengus (Atlantic herring), 7361 nucleotides long. It is a transcript of the gene lrp5, whose product is annotated as low density lipoprotein receptor-related protein 5. Lineage: Eukaryota; Metazoa; Chordata; Actinopteri; Clupeiformes; Clupeidae. Gene Ontology annotation, biological process: nervous system development. Gene Ontology annotation, molecular function: protein binding. The record is from RefSeq and is a predicted model, not a curated record.
AUUCUCUCCUACGUGCACAGUGAAUGCAAUAGGUGAAGUGCUGUUCAUACAAACCUAUGUGGUGACGUCAGCCAGUUUCCGCUGUCAUUCCCCUCCGUGCCUCUCCGCUAUCAGAAUAGCUGCGUGAACAAAAGUGUCGAUUGAGCCACCCAUUAGGAUUUAAACUUUACUUUUGGCCAAAUAACUCGAAGAAUGGAGUUAGACUUAUGGAAUUAAAGCUGGGCGCCCUUGCAAUGGAGGUUUUGUUGCUGAAAUUACUGCUUUACAGUUGCCUGUUCGUGGUCCAUGGUUCCCCCUUGCUGCUCUUUGCCAACCGGCGAGAUGUGCGUCUGGUGGAUGCGGAGGGCCCUCGAGCUGAAUCGGCGGUGGUGGUCAGUGACUUGGAGGACGCGGCGGCCGUGGACUUCCUCUACUCUGAGGGUCUGAUCUUCUGGACAGAUGUCAGCGAGGAGGCCAUCAAGCAGACCUACUACAACCAAUCUAGCAACUCAGUAAAAGAAGCAACGUUGGGCACUGGUCAAAAGGUGGUGGUGUCAGGUCUUGAAUCCCCCGAUGGACUGGCAUGCGAUUGGCUGGGACGUAAACUCUACUGGACGGACUCUGAGACCAACCGCAUUGAGGUGGCGAACCUGGACGGGACGUCGCGGAAGGUGUUGUUUUGGCAGGACCUGGACCAGCCCAGGGCCAUCGCACUGGACCCAGCCCACCGGUACAUGUACUGGACAGAUUGGGGGGAGGAGCCUCGCAUUGAAAGGGCGGGCAUGGACGGCAGCAGCAGGAAGAUCAUCGUUGAGGUGGACAUCUAUUGGCCCAACGGCCUCACCAUCGACCUGGACGAGCAGAAGCUCUACUGGGCCGACGCCAAGCUCAGCUUCAUCCACCGGGCCAACCUGGACGGCUCUGCACGGGAGACUGUGGUGGAGGGCACCCUGACCCAUCCCUUUGCCCUCACCCUCUCCGAUGAGACGCUGUACUGGACGGACUGGCAGACGCGCUCCAUCCACGCCUGUAACAAGCACUCCGGGGACAAGAGGAGAGAGAUACUCAGUGGCAUUCACUCACCCAUGGACAUCCAGGUCCUUUCCCAACAAAGACAGCCAAACUUUCAAACCCCGUGCAGUAAUGGGAACGGUGGCUGCUCCCACCUCUGCCUGCUGUCCCCCUUGCCGCCGUUUCACAGCUGUGCCUGCCCCACGGGAGUCAAGCUCAAGGAGGACGGCAAGACGUGUCGACCAGGAGCUGAGGAAGUCCUGCUGUUGGCGCGCCGCACAGACCUGCGGCGGAUCUCUCUGGAUCUGCCCGACUUCACUGACAUCGUGCUGCAGGUCAGUGACAUCCGCCACGCCAUCGCCAUCGACUACGACCCUGUGGACGGCCACGUGUACUGGACGGACGACGAGGUCAAGGCCAUCCGCCGGUCCCGCAUAGAUGGCAGUGAGGCCCAGACGUUGGUGACCACGGAGGUCAACCACCCUGAUGGGAUCGCGGUGGAUUGGGUGGCCCGCAACCUUUAUUGGACAGACACGGGCACGGACCGGAUUGAGGUGACCCGGCUCAAUGGGUCGUCGCGACGCAUUCUGAUCUCCGAGAACCUGGUGGAACCACGGGCCAUCGUGCUAGACCCUGUCAAUGGUUACAUGUACUGGACCGACUGGGGUGAGCUGCCCAAAAUUGAACGAGCAAAUCUUGAUGGAAGCGACCGUUUCAUCCUUCUAAAUACCUCCUUGGGGUGGCCCAACGGUCUGGCUAUCGACCACGCUGCAGGAAAGCUGUACUGGGGUGAUGCAAAGACCGAUAAAAUUGAGGUGAUCAACAUCGAUGGCACGGGGAGGAUGACUCUGCUGGAGGACAAGCUGCCGCACAUCUUCGGCUUCACGCUGCUCGGCGACUUCAUCUACUGGACGGACUGGCAGAGGCGGAGCAUCGAGCGGGUCAACAAGCACACCGCUGAGCGGGAGAUCAUCAUCGACCAGCUGCCCGACCUCAUGGGCCUCAAGGCCACCAAAGUCACUGAAACCUUUGGAACAAAUGGCUGUGCGGACACCAACGGCGGCUGCAGCCACCUUUGUUUCCACCGGCCGCAGGGCCUGCGCUGCGCCUGCCCCAUGGGCCUGGAGCUGCUGAGCGACCUGCGCACCUGCGUGGUGCCCGAGGCCUUCCUGCUCUUCACCAACCGCGCAGACAUCCGCAGCAUCUCCCUGGGCACCAACAGCCACGACGUGGCCAUCCCCCUCACGGGCGUCAAGGAGGCCUCCGCCCUGGACUUCGACGUGCUCGAGAACCGCAUCUACUGGACCGAUGUCAGCACGAAGACCAUAAGCCGAGCCUUCAUGAACGGCUCCUCGGUGGAACACGUGAUUGAGUUCGGUUUGGACUACCCGGAGGGCAUGGCCGUGGACUGGAUGGGCCGUAAUGUCUACUGGGCGGACACCGGCACCAACCGCAUCGAGGUGGCCCGCCUCGAUGGCCAGUACCGGCAGGUUCUGGUCUGCAAAGAUUUAGACAACCCACGUUCCCUAGCCCUCGACCCAGCUAAUGGCUACAUGUACUGGACAGAGUGGGGUGGCAGGCCCAGGAUCGCCAGGGCGCACAUGGAUGGGAGCAACAUCAUGACCCUGGUGGAGAAGGUGGGCCGCGCCAAUGGCCUCACUAUCGACUACAUCGACCAGCGGCUCUACUGGACUGACCUGGACACGUGCAUGAUUGAGUCCAGUAACAUGCAAGGUCAGGACAGGGAGAUCGUGGCCGAUGACCUGCCCCAUCCCUUCGGCCUGACGCAGUACAGCGACUACAUCUACUGGACGGACUGGAACCUGCGCAGCAUCGAGCGGGCGGACAAGCGCAGCGGCCUGAACCGCACGGUGGUGCAGCACCACCUGGAGUACGGCAUGGACAUCCGGGUGUUCCACUCCUCGCGGCAGGACGGCUCCAACGAGUGCUCGCAGAACAACGGCCUCUGCUCCCACCUGUGCCUAGCCUCGCCCUCCGGGGCGCAGUGCCGCUGUGCCUCCCACUACACGCUCGACUCCAACGGACGCAACUGCACUUCUCCCUCCAGCUUCCUGCUGUUCAGCCAGAAGGCCUCCAUCAGCCGCAUGGUGCUGGGGGAGCAGAGCCCAGACAUCAUCCUGCCCAUCCAUGUGCAGCGCAGCGUCCGUGCCAUCAGCUACGACCCACUGGAGUACCUCGUGUACUGGGUGGAUGGCCGCGGGAACAUUAGACGGGCACGCGAUGACGGAACCCAGUCGUUCUCCGUGGUGUCCACCACUCCCGUCUCCCACCAGUUGGACAUAGUCAAGUUACCCCACGAUCUGAGCCUGGACCCUUACAGCCGCACGGUGUACUGGACCUGCGAGACCACCAACACUAUCAACAUCCACCGGAUGGACGGACGCUCCGUGGGCGUGGUCAUCCGAGACGACGUGGACAAGCCCCGCGCCAUCGUGGUCAACGCUGAGAAAGGGUACAUGUACUUCACCACAGUGCAGGAUCGCUCGGCCAAAAUUGAGGGUGCGUCUCUGGACGGCACAGAGCGAGAGUCCCUUUUCACCACCAGCCUGAUCAGGCCAGUGGCCCUGGCCCUCGACAACAAGCUGGGCAAGCUCUUCUGGGUGGACGCCGACCUGAAGCGCAUCGAAAGCAGCGACCUCUCGGGUGCCAAUCGGAUUGUUCUUCAGGACAACAUCUUGCAGCCUGUGGGUCUGACCGUGCUGGGCGACCACCUGUACUGGAUCGACAGACAGCAGCAGAUGAUCGAGUGCAUCGACAAGCUGACGGGAGAAAAGCGCACACGCAUCCAGGGCCGCAUUGUCUACCUGACCGGCAUUCACGCCGUGGAGGACAUGGACCCAAAUGAGCUCGCGGUCCACCCGUGUUCCCGUGAUAAUGGUGGCUGUUCCCACAUCUGUAUCACCAAGGGUGACGGAACGCCACGUUGCUCCUGCCCCAUGCAUCUGGUGCUGCUGCAGAACCUCCUCUCCUGUGGAGAGCCCCCCACCUGCUCCUCGGAGCAGUUCACCUGUGCCACCGGAGACAUCGACUGCAUCCCCAUGGCGUGGCGCUGCGACGGCUUUGCUGAGUGCGACGACAGCAGCGACGAGGAGAACUGCCCCGUCUGCUCGUCCCUCCAGUUCCAGUGCGACAAGGGCCAGUGCAUCAGCGCCCAGCUGCGCUGCAACGGCGAGCCCGACUGCGCAGACAACUCUGACGAGCAGGACUGUGAAACCAUCUGCCGGCCAAACCAGUUCCGCUGCAGCAACAGUCUGUGCAUUCUUAAGAAGCAGCAGUGCGACUCCUACUCAGACUGCGCUGACAACUCAGACGAGAUGUACUGCGAUUCAGAUUUCAUGCCCCCUCCCGGUGAGGGCCUUCCUACCCAUACCAGCACGGUCGUGCCCGUCAUCUGCAUCAUCUUGUCCGUGUUCGUGAUGGGUGGCAUGUAUUUCGUGUGCCAGCGCAUGGUGUGCCGCUGCUACAAGGGGCCCAACGGGGCCUUCCCUCACGAGUACAUCAGCGGCACGCCCCAUGUGCCACUCAACUUCAUCGCCCCCAGCAACUCCCAGCACGGCACCUUCACAGGUAAAGGGAUCUCCUGUGGGAAGUCAAUGAUGAGCUCAGUGAGCCUGAUGGGCAGCAGCAGCAGUGGUGCCCCCCUCUACGACAGGAACCAUGUCACAGGGGCCUCUUCCAGCAGUUCCUCUAGCACCAAAGGAGUUUUCUACCCUCAGAUUCUCAACCCGCCUCCCUCGCCAGCCACAGACCGCUCACUUUACAACGCUGAGAUCUUCUAUUCUUCAAACAGUCCCUCCACAACCAGGUCUUACAGACCCUACAUGAUGCGAGGCAUGGCCCCACCCACGACGCCGUGCAGCACGGACGUGUGCGACAGCGACUACACAACCAGCCGCUGGAAGAGCAACAAAUACUACAUGGACCUCAACUCAGACUCUGACCCCUACCCCCCGCCCCCCACGCCGCGCAGCCAGUACCUGUCUGCGGAGGAGAGCUGCCCCCCGUCGCCCUCCACCGAGCGCAGCUACUUCCACCUCUGCCCCCCUCCACCCUCACCCUGCACAGACUCCUCGUGACACCCAGCCAAGGGGGGGCAGGGAGGGAACUGAACAAAUUAAUUUACCAACUAACAAAGCCAUCACUCUGUAAAUAGUUUUUAUUUUUUGGACAGGAAGUAGAGGAGAGAGAGAAAGAGUUCCCAUCUGACUCCUGCGGUCUCGCUCUUGUUGUGGGUGUGUGAACAUUGAGAGAGGGACAUGGACAGUUUAUGGGUGGAACUGGGGGAGUGUUGCAGGAGAGCCCAGAAUACAGCAAUUAGAAAAUCAAUACGUUCUACUGAAUAAUAUGGACCUAUUUAUUAAUUUUUGGCUUCAAUCAAUUCAAGAAAAAAGGGGAAAUAAUUAGAUACAUUUUGUCAGUGAAUUCCACUAAAUUUGGCUUUCUUAAAACUGGACAACAGUCAAGCCUAGUAAUAUAACAAGGUCUCUACUUAUAGAAAUACUUGUUAUUCAGAUAUUAAAUUAUUCUUCAACUGGCCAAAUUAAUCUAAAAUACCAAAAUGAUUUAAAAAAUAUUGUAAAUAUAUGUAAUUAAGUAUAUAAUAUUUUUUGUUAUGGCCACAGGAAUUUGUUUUGGUAUGUGAAUAUAAAAUGUACCCAAGCAUAUGUUUGGUUUUAUUGAGUUUACCAAAAGUGUGUUUGCUGCUAUUGUACAUAUAUCCUAUGAAUAGUGAUUACAACAAUUGUCAAAAACAUUGCUUCUGCAUUUGAGAAUAGAUAUGAUAAUGAAAAUUGGUAAGUGUAAUGUUAUUAAUCUCAUAUUUCAGAUUUGGGUUGUAUAGAUCAUAUGAGUACACAUGUGAAUAACUUUCUUACUUUGAAGGAGUCCAAAUGAUGGUUCUGAAAGGAUCUCGGUUCUGACAUGGCAGAGAUCAGCCAUCACUGUGUUUUAGCAUUCAUGUUUUUAGCUGUAUGUAUUUGCCCCAGAGUUAGUCGUUAGGAAAUGUCUCCACAGCAAGCUUGUCAUCUGAUAGCAUUUGUUUUUAGAUACUCAGAUGCACCAUUUUAUUGAGCCCUUCAUUGAAAUUUGAGAGAGAUGAAGGAGUUUGCACUGAUGCAAUUAAUUCAUUUUAUUGUCAUCAGGCAAAUUCAGUUAACAAAAAAAAAUGUUUUAGUAGAGAAAACAGUGCUACUUUAUCAUGCAGGAUUUGAAUGGUUGUUACUCCCUUAGUGGAUUACAAUCCUGACCGUUUAUGUGGUUAAGUAGACCAAGUCAAGAAAUUGCUCACAAUAUGUAAGUGUAUUGAACCUGGAAAGGAUGACUCAACUGAACCUAAGCUAAUUGUCUGUCCACAAUAAGCCAGUAAUUGUAGAUGUUGCUAUGAGUUGUCCAGCCUUAAUGUCUCAUUUCUCUGUGUGGCCAAAUCUUCAUGUAUGAAGAGAGAGGGAGGCAGAUGUUUCCCAGUUUUAAAUGGUCUAAAAAGAGCAUGUUUGUGUAUCUCGUCCAUGUCUGGCUUAAGCCCUCAUGUGUUAUUUUUGCUAUUCAAAUUGAGAAUGUGCUGUGUGAUGCACAGUUUAAGUGUUUCCAUUGUAAACUCCAGCUUUCAGGUGGGGCAUGUGAUCAAGCAUGUUCAGCCAAAACUAAGCACUUACAAAAAAGAGAAAGCGUCCUUUGCGGUCAUUUUUGAUUGUAGAUGUGUGUGUGUGUGUGUGUGUGUGUGUGUGUGUGUGUGUGUGUGUGUGUGAGAGAAUGUGAAUGUGUGUAUAUUUUGGAAGAGCCAUGUAAAAUGUUCCUCUAACCAGACCUCUAUUUUAGCUGAAGCUUCUUUGCUUCUUUUAGCUAUGACUAAUAAUUUCACUUGUGCAAGUAUCCAAUAAAGACAUAGAUCUGUGCUGCUUAUGGGGAAGACAGUACAAAUAAAGGAAAGAAAGGAGUUCUUUCUGUUCAUCGUUUGUGAUGAAUACUGAGGUAAAAAAAAAAAAAGAAUAAUGGAAGUAAAAGAUGUUCUUAUGCUGCUCGUAGUGAUAUCAGCAACCUGUUCAAAUGGAUUUUUCUCAAAAAAAUGUGAUGUUGUCAGCCUGUACAUGGAUUUCAGCCACCACUCUUGCCUGUGGCCUAGUCUGUGAGGAUGGUCUGGGGUCAGCAGAAGCAUGUCUAGCGUGUGAAGGGGGUACCUCAACCUUGCUAUUCUGAAAUGGACCUCUAUCAACUAACCAGUGGGACACAUUUCACCCCCCAACGCAUCAACGUUCUGUGUCUUGGUCUUUGUACAGAUGCCUCAUAUAGAUUACUCUCGUGACAAUUUUUGUAUCAAAAGCAUUUUUAUAUAUUAAAGGUUCUAUUUUAAAGAA